AAUAUGGCGGAUGUCUGGUAACCAAAACACAUUAAAAUUAAGAACAUAAUUCCCUCCUACAAGUAAUAUUUAUUCUAAAAAGAUUUACGAGUUAGUUGCAGAAGACAUACAAAAUGGCUUCAAGUGAUACAGUUACUCUGGCUUAUAUUAACUACUACUGUCGCGAGAAAUACUACAGACAUCUGCAGAAUUCGUGUCUGGAGAGCUUGAAGAAGUAUGGCAACGAUCCAGUAUUGAUAUUUUGGAAGGCGUUUGGAGUUUUAAUGGAAGAGAGAGCCUCUGAGGCAAUAAGGGAAUUGGAAGUAAUCAAAGAAAAGCCUGAUGUCCUACUUUGUGCCACCAUGGCACUCAUUCAUGCACACAAGAAAGCUAAACUUGUUGACAGAGAAGCAGUUCAAGAGCUGGAGGCAAAACUUCGUCAGGAUAGGCAGUCAUGCGGUGAAAUGGCAUUGUUUUUUGGUGGAAUGUUUCUCUGGCAUACAGGACGGCAUGACAAGGCAAGAGAGUAUGUGGACAGAAUGAUCAAAAUGGCUAGUAAUAAUAAAGAGGGCCUUCUUUUGCGUGGUUGGAUUGACAUAACCAGUGGAAAGGACUCCUAUGCCAAAAAGAGCAUCAAAAUGUUUGAUGAAAUACUCAGUGGGUCUGAAGUUGUUAAAAAUCUGGAUGCUUUACUUGGAAAGGCAAAGUACUUAGAGACAAAAAAUAAUUUCAGCGGUGCACUGGAACUCAUCAAUCAGGCUGUGGUAGGAUAUCCAGACUUCAUACCUGCUCUGAUUGAAAAAAUGAAGCUACAGCUUGCUCUGCAAGACUGGGACCAAACACUGGAGACAGCUCAGAGAGCCCUGAAUAGUAGCAGAAACUGUAUAGAAGCACAGCGGAUGGUUGUUCUCUACACACUGUGUCGAGAUGGAAAGUAUAAUGAGGCCUCAGACAGGCUAGGAGAAUUAAUUCAGAUGGUAGACAGAUGUGAACCAAGGAAUUCUUAUCUAUAUCAUGAUUUGUCCCAAGCAGUCAGCAGACUGUGUGGCAGAAAUGAUUUAGUGUUGCAACAGACACUGACACUGGUGGAAAGAGCUCAAUCACUUGCUCCUAACAGUGCAGAGUUUCAGACAGAACUUGGAAAUCAGCUCAUCUUAUGUCACCGCAACCGAGAGGCAAUGAAAGCCUUCCGCACUGCCAUGAAGCUUGAUGAAACAAGUGUACCAGCACUGACAGGGAUAAUCAGGUGUCAGCUGAUAGAUGGACAGCUUGAGGAUGCUGAGCAGCAGUUAGAGUUCCUGAAUGAAAUACAACAAUCUAUUGGAAAGUCAUCUGAGCUAUCAUACCUGAGUGCUGUACUUCAAAGGCAGAAAAACAAGCCAGCUGAGGAAGUCAUCACCCUUCUAAAUGAAACCAUUGAUGCACAUUUUUCCUCCCUUAAGGGUCUUGCCCUUGGUGUAAAGUAUUUCUACUGCUUGAACCCAGAUUUUCUUCUUCAAGUGAUUAAUGACUACCUCAUAUUUGCUCCCACUGAAGCUCAAAGCCCUGGUCAGCCUCCUCCUCCACUUCUCAAGCGCUGUGCAGCUGUGUUGGAUCCUUUGACAAAAAGUGUUCCUGGAUUACUGGAGGGCUUGUACCUAAUGGCUAAAGUCAAGUAUUUAUCUGGAGAAACUGAUGCUGCUAAAGCCAUGCUGACUCAUUGUUUGGACCAAGAUCCAACAUUUUCUGAUGCACAUCUUUUGAUGGCCCAAAUUCACCUUCUGCAAGGUAACUUCAAACUGUCUGAGCAGUCACUUGAAGUGGGGCUUAGUUACAACUUUGAGGUGAGGAACCAUCCACUAUAUCAUUUGAUAAAAGCCCGAGUGCAGAGAAAGAUGGGUCAUCCAGAGGAAAGUGUUAACACCAUGCAUGCUGCCAUGAAUCUUCCAGGAGUUAAAAAAGCAGUCUCCAAAGCACAAGGCAAGAAAACAACAAUAACUGCCAGUGAUAGAGCUGCUGUAUUCCUUGAACUUGCUGAUGCACAUAUGGAGGCUGGACAAUUGCAUGAGGCUACUAAAGUCAUGCAGGAUGCUUUACAUGAGUUCACUGGCACCCCAGAAGAAGUCAGGAUUCAGAUUUCCAAUGCAGACCUUGUGUUAAAGAAUGGUGAUACAGAGCAAGCCUUGACUAUACUUAGACAAAUCACUCCACAGCAAAGUUACUACAUCAAGGCAAAGGAGAAGAUGGCAGAAAUAUAUUUACAUCAUCGCAAAGACAAGCGAUUGUAUGCAAGUGUUUACAGGGAACUUGUUGAUAAGAACCCUAGUCCUCACACUUGUCUGCUGUUGGGAGAUGCCUAUAUGAGUAUUCAGGAGCCUGAGAAAGCCAUUGAAGUUUAUGAGACAGCCCUGAAACGAAACCCAAGAGAUGGAGCAUUGGCAAGCAAAAUAGGACAAGCACUGGUGAAAACACACCACUAUGGCAAGGCCAUAAACUACUAUGAAGCUGCUUUAAAAUCAGGACAGCAAAACUUUUUAAGGUAUGAUCUUGCUGAGCUGUAUCUAAAGCUGAAAAACUAUGAAAAGUCAGACAAGGUCAUCAAGUUGGCUCUGGAGCAAGAAAAAGCUAAUGACCUUCCAUCUCUGAUGGAAGAGGCUCGACUCCUAGAGCUUCAGGCUCAUGUUUAUCAAAAGUCAGGCAAUGCAGAAGAAACCCUCAAGACACUCACAAGGGCCAAGGAGGUUCAAACCAGGGUUUUAAGAAGAGUUGGGGUGGAACAACCAGAUGCUGUCAAAGCACAAAAAUUGCAGGCUGCAAAAAUCUGUGCUGAAAUGGCAGAAUUGUCUACUACUGCCAGAGAAUUUGAGAAAGCCAUAAAUUUCUACAAAGAGGGACUAACAUAUGAUGAAACACAUGUACCAUCCAUGUUAGCACUGGCCAGACUUUAUUUGACUGUGGAUGAUUUAGAUGCCUGCCAGCAACAAUGUGUUCAGCUUCUUAAGAUGGAUGCUGAAAAUGAUGCUGCAACAGUGAUGAUGGCAGAUUUGAUGUUCAGGAAGAAUGAAUAUGAUUCUGCUACAUUUCACUUCCAGCAGUUGCUGGAAAGAAAACCAGAUCAUUACAGUGCCCUAGCGCGCCUGAUAAAUCUUCUGAGAAGAGCUGGAAAAUUAGACGAUUGUUCAAAGUACCUUGAACAGGCAGAAAGUGCUAUUCCACGUGCUGCUAUGGAUUCUGGAUUAAAUUACUGUAAAGGACUCUUUCACUGGUACACAGUCAGCCCUACGGCAGCUCUUAAACAUUUCAACCUGGCCAGGAAAGAUGCUAGAUGGGGCGAGUAUGCUGUUUACAACAUGAUUGAAAUAUGCCUUAACCCUGAUAAUGAAACUUUGGGAGGAGAAACCUUUGAGGCAGUUGAUGGUGAUGUGAGUUCAAACGAGAAGCAAGAUUCAGAAAUGAUGGCUGUUCGCACUGCUGAAAAGCUGCUAAAGGAUUUUAAGCCGAAGGGCAAUCCUCUAAAGUACCGCAUACUCGAAAAUAGUGUCUUGAUGGCAUUCAAGACAAAACCAAAUGUGGAAAAGGCCUUGUCUCAAUUCAUGGAAAUAGCUACGACUGAGCAUGAAUGUGUUCCAGCCCUUCUGGGCAUGGCUACCGCUUACAUGUACUUAAAACAAACACCACGUGCUCGUAAUCAGCUGAAAAGGAUUGCAAAAAUGAACUGGAACUCAGAGGAAGCAGAAGAAUUUGAGAGGAGCUGGCUUCUUUUAGCUGAUAUUUAUAUCCAGUCUGGCAAGUUUGACAUGGCUGGAGAUUUGUUAAAGAAAUGUCUUCAGUAUAACAAGUCAUGCUGUAAAGCUUGGGAGUACAUGGGAUACAUCAUGGAAAAGGAACAAGCUUAUAAAGAUGCAGCUAAGAACUACGAGAACGCUUGGAUUUAUGGCAAUCAAAACAACCCAACUAUAGGUUACAGACUAGCGUUCAACUAUCUAAAGGCUAAACGUCUUGUAGAUGCUAUUGACGUAUGCCACAAGGUAUUAAGUCACCACCCAAACUAUCCAAAGAUAAGAAAAGAAAUCCUGGACAAAGCAAGAGCAGCAUUGCGGGCGUAAAUAUUCACUCUACCCCACACUUGGUUCGCUUACACAUAGUUAUUAACUGGUUUCUGCCGUAUUUCAUUUGAUCAUAUUGAAAAUCAAAACCAAUUUAAAUAAGAUUGGUCAACGGAAUUAUCACCCUCUCAUUCCUCUUAAAAAACUUUCUUUUUCCGACCAAAAGCGACAAACACAGAAGCCGUGAAGGACCUCAAGACAGUUAUUUAUAAAAAGUUAAAUCUUUGUUUUAUACCAAAGCUGCGUUCGAAAUCAGGUUAAAUUUAGCUAGACGUACUAUGUGAAGUUUGAUUUCUUGUAAACAUUGCCAACAAGGCCUAUGGCUACCAUUGAAAAAAAAAACUUUCAAGGUCCAUUAAUCCUUCAAAUACUAGCAUGAGUAUGUUUAUUCUCCAUAGUGUUUUUUAAGGAAAAAGUAACCCUAUGAUUUUCGAAUGCAUGUAAUAAAGUUGGUUAGGUUUUGUACAGACAAAAACAGCGUUUAAACGUCCAAUUUUUUGAAGUUAUUUAACUUACACUAAAUGGGAUCUCUUUAUCAUUUAAACUGCAUUUUCUAAAUGGAAAUACAGCAUCGAUGGACAAAAGAGUAUAACUAAAAAAGUUACUAGUAGAAAUCGUGUGGAAUGCUUUCAAGGAAACCUCUGAAAUUCUGUCUUUUUAUCAGAUGAACUACACUUGAUGAAACUUGUAAAAAAUUACUUUAAAAUGAUGGGCUCAUUCAAGUAUUCACGAAACUGUAUCUUUUCAGGAAAUUAAACCUGAAUUUAAUGCCUUUUUCUCCCAGUGAUAAGCUUUCUUUCCGAAUACUUCUCUAUCAAACACGAGAAAUCCUAAAUUAUGUCUAUCAUCGAAAAGGCUUAAUUUUCUUGCCCAUCGAGACCCUCUUGGCAAUGUGAAACCUAAGUAAAUAUGCAACUGUUAAACGAUUUACUACCGAGUUACACCGCUGACACCUUUAUGAAUGACUUGCUUACUUGGCGACCUGGUGUUUUGACCACGAGGAUGAAAAAAACACUAGGCACAGUGUGUUAACCAGGGAAAAGGAUAUCUUGUUAGGUCUAGUUGAAGCAAAAACCCAUAUAAUUGUGCAGAACUAUAACUAUGCGUCUUAGUUCUACCAUAUUUUAAAUCUUUUUUCGUUUAUAAGGGAAAACUCUGCGUAAACCUGGGCAAGAAAUGCAUUCUUGCUUCUGAUUGGCCGGCUGAUAAACCAGAAGCCUAUUGAUAAUG
This is a messenger RNA of Pocillopora verrucosa, 5294 nucleotides long. RefSeq names its product tetratricopeptide repeat protein 21B. The record is from RefSeq and is a predicted model, not a curated record. Gene Ontology annotation, cellular component: intraciliary transport particle A. Gene Ontology annotation, biological process: intraciliary retrograde transport; protein localization to cilium. Gene Ontology annotation, molecular function: protein binding. NCBI's taxonomy places the organism in Eukaryota, Metazoa, Cnidaria, Anthozoa, Scleractinia, Pocilloporidae.